Messenger RNA from Chinchilla lanigera (long-tailed chinchilla), 1791 nucleotides. It is a transcript of the gene Ctse, whose product is annotated as cathepsin E. The coding region runs from base 79 to 1254 and encodes 391 amino acids. Gene Ontology annotation, cellular component: endosome. Gene Ontology annotation, molecular function: aspartic-type endopeptidase activity. The record is from RefSeq and is a predicted model, not a curated record. Gene Ontology annotation, biological process: proteolysis. The transcript has 9 exons. Lineage: Eukaryota; Metazoa; Chordata; Mammalia; Rodentia; Chinchillidae.
CCCCUGCACUGUGUGAAAGGAGAAAAGAGGAGGAAGACAGACCUCAGCAGAGUGAGAGAAGCUGCUGUUCGGACCACAAUGAAAACAUUCCUGCUUCUUCUGCUGGUGCUCCUGGAGCUGGGAGAGGCCCCAGGAGCCCUUCACAGGGUGCUCCUCAGCAGGCGUGAGUCCCUCCGGAAGAAGCUGCGGGCCCAGGGCCAGCUCACUGAGCUCUGGAAAUCCCAGAACUUGGACUUGGACCAGUGCUCCACCAUCCAGAGUGCCAAUGAGCCCCUCAUCAACUACCUGGAUAUGGAAUACUUUGGCACUAUCUCCAUCGGCUCCCCACCACAAAACUUCACUGUCAUCUUCGACACUGGCUCCUCCAACCUCUGGGUUCCCUCCGUCUACUGCACCAGCCCAGCCUGCAAGACGCACCCCGUGUUCCACCCUUCCCAAUCCAGCACCUACAGUGAGGUGGGGAAUCCUUUCUCCAUUCAGUAUGGGACCGGGAGCUUGACUGGGAUCAUUGGAGCCGACCAAGUCUCUGUGGAAGGACUCACUGUGGUUGGCCAGCAGUUCGGAGAAAGUGUCAGAGAGCCGGGCAACACCUUUGUGCAUGCGGAGUUUGAUGGAAUUCUGGGCCUGGGAUACCCCUCCUUGGCUGCUGGAGGCGUGACCCCGGUGUUUGACAACAUGAUGGCCCAGAACCUGGUGGCUCUGCCAAUGUUUUCUGUCUACAUGAGCAGUAACCCAGAUGGCCCAGGUGGCGAGCUGACCUUUGGAGGCUACGACCCCUCCCAUUUCUCGGGGAACCUGAACUGGGUCCCGGUCACCAAGCAAGCCUACUGGCAGAUUGCCCUGGAAGGAAUCCAGGUGGGGGACAGUAUGAUGUUCUGCUCCGAGGGCUGCCAGGCCAUUGUGGACACAGGGACUUCCCUGAUCACUGGCCCUCCCAGAAAGAUCAAGCAGCUGCAAGAGGCCCUGGGGGCCGUGUACAUGGAUGAAGGAUAUUCUGUGGAGUGUGCCAACCUCAGCGGGAUGCAGGAUGUCACCUUCAUCAUCAAUGGCCUCCCCUACACACUCAACCCAACUGCCUACACCCUGCUGGACUUCGUGGAUGGCAUGCAAGUCUGCAGCACUGGCUUUCAAGGACUCGACAUCCAGCCCCCAGCUGGGCCCCUCUGGAUCCUGGGGGAUGUCUUCAUCAGACAAUUUUACUCCGUCUUUGACCGUGGGAAUAACCGCGUGGGGCUGGCCCCGGCAGUCCCCUGAGUAGCGUUUUGUGUCGCUGCCUGGCUACCUGACACUUCUUGGGCCUGUUGGGUUGAGGCAUUCUUUACACUUGUUAAAAAGUCAUUUUUUUUUUUUUUUGAAUGCAGACAUUCCCAGAGUUGCGACUUGAAUUAGGAUCAAAUAGACCAUGACAACACACACACAUGUGUGCGCACACACACACACAUUGCACAUACACACACCACCUCCAUCACCACCAUAAUAAAAGGAUUCCAUUGUAUUUCCAUAUUCUUUAUUGCUUUUGUUGAUUUUAUUUUUACUGUGAAAAUCUCCAAACAUACUCACAGGCAGAGGCAGCAAUAAAGCCCUGGGCACCCCAAUCAGAUUUUGCAACCCACACACAUGGGCACCCCUCCUCCUUUUCUACACCACUACCCACUUCCCUCUCUUGCUGCAUGUACCUGGAUUAUUUUGAGGCAAAUUCCAAGAAUCAUGUCAUUUUACCCAUAAACAUUUCUAACAUCCUUGAAUAAACAGAACCCAAGCAUCUCCCACUGUCUCACAAAUGUGCGGCUG